This is a messenger RNA of Ochotona curzoniae (black-lipped pika), 3180 nucleotides long. RefSeq names its product pleckstrin homology and RhoGEF domain containing G5 (gene PLEKHG5). The coding region runs from base 1 to 3180 and encodes 1059 amino acids. The record is from RefSeq and is a predicted model, not a curated record. The transcript has 20 exons. Gene Ontology annotation, molecular function: guanyl-nucleotide exchange factor activity. Lineage: Eukaryota; Metazoa; Chordata; Mammalia; Lagomorpha; Ochotonidae. Gene Ontology annotation, cellular component: axon; endocytic vesicle; plasma membrane. Gene Ontology annotation, biological process: Rho protein signal transduction; endothelial cell migration.
AUGGGGACGGGACCCGGCGUCUCCGGGCGCCGAGCGGCCUCCAGGCCGGACCCGGGGCUGCCCUCGCGGGACUCUGAGCUCUCCUGGCCCCGGGGUCGCCCCCGCGACGGGGACGAGCAGGUAUGUCAGCACGCCAGCUGUCGGCAGCUGCACCUCGGGGGGCCACUGGGCCUCUGCGAAGCCUGUGACAGCAAGUUCCAGAGCAGCAUGCACUGCGACGGCCAUGUCCACUUCGACCUGCCCCCGCAGGGCUCUGUCCUGGCCCGGAACGUGUCCACGCGGUCAUGCCCCCCGCGCACCAGCCCCGCGGUCGACUUGGAAGAGGAGGAAGAGGGCUCUGUGGAUGGCAAAGGGGACCGCAAGAACACAGGCCUGAAGCUGUCCAAGAAGAAAGCCAGGAGGAGGCACACGGACGACCCCAACAAGGAGUACUUCACCCUCAAGUUCGACCUCAGUGUGGACGCCGAGACGGAGAUCGUCCCAGCCAUGAAGAAGAAGUCGCUGAGAGAGGUCCUGCUGCCCGUGUUUGAAAGGAAGGGCCUGGCACUGGGCAAGGUGGACAUCUACCUGGACCAGUCCAACACACCACUGUCCCUUACCUUCGAGGCCUACCGGUUCGGAGGACACUACCUACGGGUCAGAGCCCCAGCCAAGCCAGGGGACGAGGGGAAGGUGGAACAGGGCAUGAAGGACCCCAAGUGCCUGAGCCUGCCCAGCCUGCGGCCCGCACGGGAACGUGUGGACCCCCAGGGCCGCCGGGAGAGCCUGGACAUCCUGGCCCCUGGCCGCCGCCGGAAGAACAUGUCGGAAUUCCUGGGGGAGGCCAGCGUCCCCGGGCAGGAGCCCCUGCCAGCCUGCAGCUGCUCUCUGCCCAGCAACAGUGGGGGCAGCAGCGAGAGCUGGAAGAACCGGGCAGCCAGUCGCUUCAGCGGCUUCUUCAGCUCCGGCCCCAGCAGUGGCGCCGCCCUGGGCCGGGAGGUAGACAAGAUGGAGCAGCUGGAGGGCAAGCUGCAUGCCUACAGCGUCUUUGGGCUGCCCCGGCUGCCGCGGAGGCUGCACUUUGACCACGACUCCUGGGAGGAGGACGAGGAGGAAGAGGCAGAUGAGCAGGAGGCCUCCUGCCUGCGGCUGGAGGACAGCUGGCGGGAACUCAUUGAUGGGCACGAGAAGCUGACGCGGAGGCAGUGCCACCAGCAGGAGGCGGUGUGGGAGCUUCUGCACACGGAGGCCUCCUACAUCCGCAAGCUGCGAGUCAUCACCAACCUGUUCCUGUGCUGCCUGCUGAACCUGCAAGAGUCGGGGCUGCUGUGCGAGGUGGAGGCUGUGCGCCUUUUCAGCAACAUCCCCGAGAUCGCGCGGCUGCAUGGGGGGCUGUGGGGCAGCGUGAUGGCGCCCGUGCUGGAGAAGGCGCGGCGCACGCGGGCGCCACUGCAGCCGGCAGACUUCCUCAAAGGCUUCAGGAUGUUCGGCUCCCUCUUUAAGCCCUACAUUCGCUACUGCAUGGAGGAGGAGGGCUGCAUGGAGUACAUGCGCGGCCUGUUGCGGGACAACGACCUCUUCCGCGCCUACGUCACGUGGGCGGAGAAACACGAGCAGUGCCAGCGGCUGAAGCUGAGCGACAUGCUGGCCAAGCCGCACCAGCGCCUCACCAAGUACCCGCUGUUGCUCAAGUCGGUACUGCGGAAGACCGACGAGCCGCGCGCCAGGGAGGCUGUGGCCACCAUGAUCGGUUCCGUGGAGCGCUUCAUCCACCACGUGAACACGUGCAUGCGACAGCGCCAGGAGAGGCAGCGGCUGGCUGCGGUCGUGAGCCGCAUCGACGCCUACGAGGUGGUGGAGGGCAGCAACGACGAGGUGGACAAGCUCCUGAAGGAAUUUCUGCAUCUGGACUUGACGGCACCCAUCGUGGGCGCCUCCCCAGAGGAGACCCGGCAGCUACUGCUGGAGGGCAGCCUGAGAAUGAAGGAGGGCAAAGACAGCAAGAUGGACGUGUACUGCUUCCUCUUCACGGAUCUGCUCCUGGUGACCAAGGCCGUGAGGAAGGCCGAGAGGACCAGGGUCAUCAGGCCGCCGCUGCUGGUGGACAAGCUUGUGUGCCGGGAGCUGCGGGACCCCGGCGCCUUCCUUCUGAUCCACCUGAAUGAGCUCCGCAGUGCCGUGGGGGCCUACACGUUCCAGGCUAGCGGCCAGGCCUUGUGCCGGGGCUGGGUGGAGGCCAUUUACAACGCCCAGAACCAGCUGCAGCAACUGCGUGCCCAGGAGCAGCCAGGCAGCCAGCAGCAGCUGCAGAGCCUGGAAGAGGAGGUGGAAGAGCCGGAGGAGGAGGAGGAGGGCAGCACCUCAGCUGCCAGCUCCCCCACCAUCCUGCGCAGAAGCAGCAGUAGCCUCGACUCCCAGCACGGUGUCUUGGAUGGCUCCACAGAGACCCUGGCCACAGCUGCGGUGGGGCCUGGGGAGAUGCUGUCUUCUCCCGAGUCGGACAACGGCCCCUUCAGCUCCCCAUCAGAUGAGACCUCGCUGGGCACCACUGCCUCAUCCAUCACGCCCACCAGCGAGCUGCUGCCCUUGGGCCCUGCCGACAGCCGCUCCUGCUCCAUGGACUCUGCCUAUGGCACCCUCUCCCCAACCUCCCUGCGGGACUUCAUGGCCCCGGCCCCUGUGGUGGAGCCAGUGCCCCCAGCCCCAGUGCUACCGACCGCCCCUUCGCCCCCACCCUCGCCCCGCCUCCGCCGCCGUACCCCUGUCCAGUUGUUACCCUGUCCGCCCCACCUGCUCAAGUCCAAAUCCGAGGCGAGUCUCCUGCAGUUGUUGUCAGGGGCUGCUGACCAGGGGGCGCCCCUGGGCCCCAGUCGCAGUGUAUCAGAGCUCUGCCUGGGGGCUGCCGCGCCUCCCUGCAGGACCGGGGGUUCCUCUCAGGAAGUUGGGCCCAGCUGGGUUUGCCAAGGAGCUCCUGGCUCUGACAGUAUCUUCAAGCCCUCGGAGGAGGCCGAGGACAGAGGCGGCCAGCUGACUGGGGAGCCCGCGGGGUCAGCCGGGAGGAGCUCCCGGGAGCCCUCGGGGACCGCUUCUGUUGUGCAGCCCUCACCAGGGAUCUCCACCCAGCACAGGAAGCUGACAUUGGCCCAACUCUACCGAAUCAGGACCACUCUGCUCCUUAACUCCACGCUCACUGCCUCGUGA